GCAGUGAAUGCAUUGGAUUGAGUGAAGCGAUUGGUAUUUGCAGUAAAGUGUAGUUUCAGGCAGUCUUUGGCCGCAAAAUGUUGUCACUCUAUUCAAAGGCGUGUAAAUCACUGGUCAUUGCGACCAAACCUUUCGUGUCGGUCACCGCUCAGACACCGCACAAACUCAUUCCCAUCGUCUCCACAACCAAUCAGAAACGAUGGGCGUCUUCGCAGCCGCAGACGGCGAGUACAGUGAAACCCGGACGCAUUGUGGCCGUCAUCGGAGCCGUAGUGGACGUGCAGUUUGACGAAGAGUUGCCGCCGAUUCUCAACGCUCUGGAAGUGGUCGGCCGUAAGCCUCGGCUUGUCUUAGAAGUGGCCCAACAUUUGGGUGAGAAAACGGUGCGAACGAUAGCUAUGGACGGAACGGAAGGUCUGGUUCGCGGCAAUGAAGUGCGAGACACCAACUCUGCAAUUACUAUACCCGUCGGUCCCGAGACUUUGGGCCGUAUUAUGAAUGUUAUCGGAGAACCAAUCGAUGAGAGGGGUCCGAUUGACUCCAAGAAAUUCGCUGCCAUUCACGCGGAAGCGCCCGCAUUCGUGGACAUGAGUGUCGAGGCGGAGAUUCUGGUGACGGGAAUCAAAGUCGUGGAUCUGUUGGCCCCGUAUUCAAAGGGUGGAAAGAUCGGUCUCUUCGGUGGCGCCGGUGUCGGCAAAACUGUGUUAAUUAUGGAACUCAUUAAUAACGUCGCGAGAGCUCACGGAGGGUACUCUGUCUUCGCCGGUGUCGGUGAACGAACUCGAGAGGGAAAUGAUUUAUACCACGAGAUGAUAGCGGGUGGUGUCAUCAGUCUUAAAGAUAAAUCAUCGAAGGUGGCGUUAGUCUACGGCCAGAUGAACGAACCGCCCGGUGCCAGAGCGCGAGUGGCGCUCACAGGUCUCACAGUCGCCGAGUAUUUCCGCGAUCAAGAGGGUCAGGACGUACUGCUGUUCAUCGACAACAUCUUCAGGUUCACUCAGGCCGGCUCCGAAGUGUCCGCCCUUUUGGGUCGUAUCCCAUCGGCCGUCGGUUAUCAGCCAACGCUGGCCACAGACAUGGGUACUAUGCAGGAGAGAAUUACGACCACCAAAAAGGGUUCGAUCACAUCCGUGCAGGCGAUCUACGUGCCCGCCGACGACUUGACAGAUCCGGCGCCGGCCACCACUUUCGCCCAUUUGGACGCCACCACUGUAUUGUCGAGAGGUAUCGCCGAAUUGGGUAUCUACCCGGCCGUCGAUCCCCUGGACUCGACCUCUCGUAUUAUGGACCCCAACGUUGUCGGUCACGAGCACUACAACGUCGCCCGAGGCGUACAGAAGAUCCUUCAGGACUACAAGUCUCUUCAGGACAUUAUCGCCAUCUUAGGAAUGGACGAGUUGUCCGAAGACGACAAGUUGACGGUCUCGCGGGCGCGUAAGAUCCAGAAGUUCCUGUCGCAGCCCUUCCAAGUGGCCGAAGUGUUCACUGGACAACAGGGAAAGUUCGUGACACUCGAACAGACCAUCAAAGGGUUCAAAGCUAUACUAAACGGAGAGUACGACCACUUGCCCGAAGUGGCCUUCUAUAUGGUCGGUCACAUCGAAGAAGUGGUCGAAAAGUCCGAAAAACUCGCGAAAGACUUAUAAAUUAUAGCUUUUUAUUAAUUAAGUGACACUUUCCUCCGAUUUUAGCUCUUUUUUCAAUUGUUUUCUUCGACCGAAUAAUUAUUGGAAAAAAUUUAAUUAAAAAUUAGAUUUUGUUUUAAAAGAUCUUAUAUUAAAUGUUAAUUUAAUUGCAAUCAAAUUCAUUAGAAGUGGUCAUAGAAUGUAAUAAUUAUUAUAAAUUUUCAAUCGAUUAAACGCUCGGUUAAACACUUUUAAA
This is a messenger RNA of Medioppia subpectinata, 1881 nucleotides long. The record is from the annotation of a GenBank genome assembly. NCBI's taxonomy places the organism in Eukaryota, Metazoa, Arthropoda, Arachnida, Sarcoptiformes, Oppiidae.